This is a messenger RNA of Phytomonas sp. EM1, 760 nucleotides long. Lineage: Eukaryota; Euglenozoa; Kinetoplastea; Trypanosomatida; Trypanosomatidae. The record is from the annotation of a GenBank genome assembly.
UCUGGAUAAAUAUAAUUACAAAUAAUCACCUCUAUCAGGGCCCUAUUUCAUGUUCUUCCAGCAUGAAUUGCAGUGUCGUCACUGCUCCGCUGUGCACCUUUUUGGCUUACUUGUUUUGAUGUGGUUCGUCUUCUCGGCAAGCUCUGUGGCAGCGUUUCGCUUCACCUUGGUGCCGGGAAAGGUGAAGUGCUUCACCUAUGAUGCACUGGAGGCUGGGCGUUACGAGAUGCGCUACCGCAUGACGACCAGCCUAUCUCCUUUUGUAUCGGUAUCUGUUACAUCCGCUUCCGGACGCGCGCUGGUAGAGCAUCAACCCGCGAUUCCGGACGCGAAGGAGAUAUUCGAGCUCAAAUCCAUCGGGGUGAUCGCGAUCUGCUUCAACCCCAGCGCUAAAGCGGAGCGGGCGACCUCGUUGAACGUCACCCUCGACGUUGUCGACGCCGAGGAUGCUGAGUUGACGCGGGUGAAGAAGCAGAGCUAUAGCACGAGCAGCCCGAUCGCGCUCGGCGUCGGGAAGGGUAGCGGCGCGCUACGCCAGAUGCGCUAUAUUAAUGAUGCACUCACUAAAAUACGUCUUUACAUGGUAACGCUCGCUCAGUACGAUAAAGAUAUCGAGAUCUCCAUCCAUAUCGUGGAGAAGUGGGCGUGGAAGCUCUUGGCUGGUUUUGCUACUGUGGGACUUGUUUUGCUUUCGAUUAGCUAUCUGCGAAUGUGGAGAUUUUUGUGUAAGAUGAAUAUGAUCAAAAAGAAGCAAAGGUAA